Molecule: messenger RNA, 2046 nt
Organism: Eublepharis macularius
Lineage: Eukaryota; Metazoa; Chordata; Lepidosauria; Squamata; Eublepharidae
Product: albumin-like
Exons: 15
Coding region: 52-1887 (611 amino acids)
Biological process (GO): transport
Cellular component (GO): cytoplasm; blood microparticle
Source: RefSeq, a predicted model, not a curated record
UCCUUUGCUCUUUCUACCUUGCACAUUCCAGCCCCCAGACAAUUUGGAAUCAUGAAGUGGGUGACAUUCAUUUCUUUUAUUUUCUUGGUAUGUUCUACUGAAUCAAAACAUCUGCCCAGAAGAUAUCGGGAUGUAGGUCCAAGCAACACCAUUGGGCACAGUUACUCUGAACUGCCAGAGGAGGACGACUUUCAAGGCAUUGUCCUCGUCUCAUUUGUUCACUAUGUGCCAAAUAUCACCUUUGAAGAUGUGGAAAAAAUGGUAUAUGACAUCACAGACCUUGGAAAGAAAUGUGCAGCUGAUGAACACGCCGUCCCAGAAUGCACAAAGUCUAUUGAUAUUCUUAUCCUAGAUGAACUCUGUCAUGAGCCAAAUAUUGCUGGAAAGUAUGCAUUUACUGAGUGUUGCAGUAAAGUUCAUCAGGAAAGAAAUGAAUGUUUCUUGUCGCACAAAAAUGCAACUCAGACAUCCUUCCCCCCCUUUGAACACCCAGAGGCUGAAAAGGGCUGCAAAGCGUUUCACGACAACAGGCUCAUCGUUCUGGGCCGGUUCCUGUUUGAGAUUUCCAGGAGGUAUGAAGACGCCAGUAUCCUGGCUCUCUUUGUCGCGGCUGCCAAGUAUGAGCAGGUUCUGCAAACCUGCUGCCAAGAAGAUGACAAGGCUGCCUGUUUCAAGGAAAAGGCAUCAGCUGUCAAACAACAACUGAAACAUACCAUUUUGGUGGAGAAGCAGAACUGUUUCAUCCUGAAGAAGUUUGGACCAAAAACCCUGCAAUCUUUGAAAUUUGUUCAGGUUGUCCAGAGAUUCCCCAAAGCUGACCGUUCAGUCUUGCAUAAUAUUACACGAGAUAUAGUUCACAUCCAUGAGGAACGCUGCCGAGGCGACACACUGGAGAGCCACCUUGACCAGAUGGCACUGACCAAGUUCCUCUGUGGGCACCAAGACAUUAUAUCGACUAAGAUAAGAGGAUGCUGUGAAGGGCCCCUGCUGGAGCGACCGAUAUGCCUUGCGACAACUGUCGAAAAUGACGACCCACCUGCAGAUUUGUCUCCAACAGUCCGGGAAUUUGUGAAUAACAAAGAAGUGUGCCAGAGAUAUGCUGAGAACCAUGACAAUCAUCUGGAAAGCUUUUUGUACGAGUAUGCACGGAGACACCAAAAUUUUUCGGCCCAGUUGCUCCUAAGAACUGAGAAGGGAUAUCAUGAUUUGCUGGAGAAGUGCUGUGGACUCGACGUGCCGGAAGAGUGCCUCAUUGAAGGGGAAGUUCUGCUCAGAAAACACAUUGCUGACACCCUGGAAGUAGUAAGGACCAACUGCGACCUUUAUGAAAAAUUGGGAGACUACCACUUCAAAAACGCGCUUCUUGUCCGCUACACCAAGAAAGCCCCACAGCUGGCUUUUAAGGAACUAAACGAGUAUGCAGACAGCCUGCAUCAUGUUGCUGCCAAAUGUUGCCAACUGGGUGAUGAUAAAAAACUGAUCUGUGCUGAAGGAGAUACGGCCUUUGUCUUAGGAAAUAUAUGUCUGUGGCAUCAACGCCAUCACAUAAACGGGCGGAUUUGCCAGUGCUGCAGCAACGAGUAUGCUUUCCAGCGGGAGUGCUUCAGCAGCAUAAAAGAAGACGAAAAAUAUGUCCCUGCCCCAUGCACUGCAGAACUAUUCCCCUUCCAUGAAGAUUUGUGCACACCGAAUGCUAAUGUGGAGAAGCCCAAGCUCCUUGUCAACCUGGUUAAAUGCAAGCCUGCUAUUACGGAAGAACAAAUGAAGGCUGUUAUCACAGAUUUUUAUGGAUUAGUGGCCAAAUGCUGCCAAGCUGAAAACCACGAGAGAUGCUUUCAAGAAGAGGGUCCAAAGUUGGUCGAACGGACUCAAGCUGCUUUGAGCUGAAAAGUCCUGCAACAGAGCCAAUGGGGACCAAAUCCAGCAAGCCCAGACACCCUUCUUUGGUCACUUUCCUGUAAUGUAUCAAGUUCCUGAUUCAAAGGGAAUGAAAUUAUUAUUUCUGUAACCAUCUUUCAUGAUAUUAAAUAAAACUUCUAAGCUAAA